AACUACAACUCCCGGCAACUCCCAGCAAAGAAGUGCCGCCCUGCUCUCGAGUGAUAGAGGAAGACGAAGGGGAGGGAAAGAGCAAGCUUUACAUUGACUGUUAUUUAUUCCGUCAUUUCUAUCGUUCCGUUCAUGCUCUGAACCAAGUCCACCCUUCCAGAAGCAACGGACCACCCGUGUUUCCCCGGAAGCGUAGUGGGAGUCCAACACUCUAGCCUUCCGUAGAAUGUCUAUCUCUAUGCUGGGCGACGUCUUCCUCCGUCGCCCAGGAGAGGUGGAGGAGGAGGCGCCCGGAAGUCUCGCGAGGCUUCGCGGCGGGGGCUCCCCAUCCGUGCUCUCCCUCCCCCGCUCGACCGGAUGUUGAUGUUGCCGGGGCCUUCCCCUCCCACUUCCGCUACGCCCCUCUGUCAGCGCCGGCGUUGCCUGCGGGCGAGGCUCCUGCCCGCUCCCACUUCCCCAGCAUGGGGGGCGCGGGUGGAAAUGAUCAGUUUUGUCUAGCGUUAUAAUAUGGUGGCUGGGACAGUUUCUGCCAUGGCAUCGGAACUUUGUAAAACAAUCUUGGAGGCAAAGCUUGAAAGACACAAGAACUUAUUCUUAAACUACCGAAAUCUGCAUCACUUUCCUUUGGAAUUGCUGAAGGAUGAAGGUCUGCAGUACUUGGAGCGACUUUAUAUGAAAAGAAAUUCUUUGACUUCCUUGCCAGAAAACCUUGCCCAGAAGCUUCCAAACCUUGUGGAACUGUAUCUCCAUUCAAACAACAUUGUUGUCGUACCCGAAGCGAUUGGCUCCCUGGUUAAACUGCAGUUUCUGGACUUGAGUGACAACGCCCUUGAGAUUGUGUGCCCCGAGAUUGGCCGCCUGAGAUCCUUGCGCCACCUUCGACUGGCGAAUAACCAGCUGAAAUACUUGCCAGCAGAGGUUGGAGACCUUAGAGAUCUGCAGACUCUGGACAUUUCAACCAAUCAUCUGAUAACUUUGCCUGAGAGGCUGCACACGUGCCUCUCCCUUCAGUACCUGGCUGCUGACCGGAACCAUCUCUGGUACGUCCCUCGUCACCUCUGCCAGCUCCCCAGUCUCAAUGAGUUGUCCAUGGCUGGAAACCAACUUGCGUUCUUGCCACUCGAUUUAGGUCGUUCUCGAGAACUGCAGUAUGUUUAUGUGGAUAACAACAUUCACCUGAAAGGGCUCCCCUCUUACCUUUAUAACAAAGUAAUUGGUUGUAGUGGCUGUGGUUCUCCUGUUCAGAAGUCGGAGGUGAAGCUUCUCUCCUUUUCGUCAGGCCAGUUGACUGUUUUCCUCCCAGCCGAGGUGAAGUCGAUAGGGACCGAGUCGGAUCGUGUGCUGCCGUUACAAGAGAUGGCCAUGCGGACGCUGUAUAAUACCUACUGCCAGUUUUUAAAAGACCUGAAGUUCCUGACGCCGAUCUCAUUACCCAGAAGCCUCUUGGAAUUGCUGCUGUGCCCUCUGGGACAUUGCCACCGUUGCAGCCAGCCCAUGUUUACUAUUGUCUACCCAAAGCUCUUUCCCCUGAGAGAGACGCCGAUGGCUGGGUUGCAUCAGGGGAGGACAACUGUUAGUUUUGUGGCCUACUGCUGCUCCACCCAGUGUCUGCAGACUUUUGACCUAUUAAGUUGAUAAACACUGAAAGCUGUGUGGGAGCCGCGCCAGCGCUAGCUGCAAGAGGCUGUGUCCCCUGAUGGCGCUGGAAUCCUCUGCGUGUGCCCGUGUGCCAAAGCGGCAGGAGGCAGGCUCAGCCAGGAACACCGAGAGCCGCUUGAAUCCUGCGCCCCUAUCAAAUUUGGACACGAGGCAGGAACUCUCUUGGAAGCAUUUCUGUGCUCCAGCUUUAGAAAACCUUAACACCUUCCUGUGUGAAUCAAAACACUGGGCAAAGAAACGACCUCCAGGGCUUCGCUCUUGUGUCUUUUCAGUGGGAUUCUGGGUGCAUCCAGACACACCUUCAUUCAAAGUCCUUUCCCUCCUUUGGAUGAUUUAAACUGGUGUUUUAACCAUUUGUAAGACGAAAACUUUUGUUUGGUCACACACACACCCCCAGUAUUUCGCUGCCGCGCACUUCAGCGCAGCCGUUUAAGAUAACAGUUUUUGGAUUGGUGGGAGAGUUUUAGCCUCCACAGUUUCAAUUUGGGAUCCAACCUUUUCCUCCCCAGCUUAUCUUUCAACAGUUAGUGAGCUGUAUGAUUCUGCUUCUUGGAAAACGUAAUCCUGUUUGAAUUCUGUUUGCUGCGAGAUAGAGAUGUGCACGGAACCAGUCCAGCGGCCCUUUAUGGACCUCCAAACCAGUUCGGGUGUCCCGUGGUUUGGCUGGUUUGAAGGUGGGGAGGGCUGUCUUUUUAAGGAUGGGGAGGGUGUGCACAUGGACCAGGCACUUGCAGUCCGAGGGACCGUUUUAAAAGACAGUGCCGGCGGGAGAAACACGGCGGGAAUGGUAAGAGCACCCUCCUCCAUCCUUAAAGAUAUCACACACACACACACACACACACACCCUUCGAACUGGCAGGUGCUGGUUCCAUGCACACCGCUACUGCAAGAUAUCCCUGUCUGCCUGUGAGUGGGUAGGGAGAAUUUGGACUCCACGCUGUGUGCAAGGUGGAAGCGCUAAUGGGAAGCCACAGGAAAACGGAGAUCCUGCUCAUGGUUGAUCCUUCUCUAAUCGCUUUUCAUCCUGUGCUCUUGGACAGGCAAUAAGGGUUAAAAAAGAGAGUUUGGAUGAAUUGACAAGCGCCAUUAACUGCUCUUGCUGUGCCCUUACGAAAAACUUGAAUGUGGACGUGAACAGUACUUGUUUUGUAAGGUGUGAAAUGGUGGGGGUCUGCAUAGCCGUCGUAUCAGAAUUCUGGCUGAUUUCCAAAAUAGCUUCAGUCAGACAUCCUGACAUCAGGGGAGGCCUCAGAAGGGAGAGCAGGAGAAGCUCACUUUCCCCUAAUGUUGCUUCUCAAGGGCCGUGGCAGCAUUUUAGCAUACACUCGUGACCAGAAGGACCGCGCAGAUAUCAUUACUGCUCUCUGUAGAUUGUUCCUGGGAAACUUUCGCUGCCCUUGGCAUGAAAGCCGGAGGAAAGCCCAGAACGAGGCCAUCGCUGAUUUAAAAACAAGGCCAGAACAAAGCACAAACUGACUGACAUGGUUUACAAAUGUUUAUUUUGAUUGAUGCAUUGUUGUGGUAGAGUGACCACAAAUUGGUUGCAGGUUUUGACACAAGACAUCUCUUUUUUAGUAACAUGCCGGAAAACCAGAACCUUGGAAACCCCGUAAGGAAGGAGGAGGUUAGGAACCUGCUUGUGAUGUGUGCAGGUGGCAGGAACCAGGGACAUCCAGGUUACCUCGGAAGUGGGCUGCUUUUCAAAUGUAUUGUUGGUAGCUAAAGGCAGCCUCUUUGUUCCCUAGAGGAGUCCCUUUGGAGACACUCUUCUUAAGACGAAGAAAGCAAUCCCUCCCGUCUCAAAAGAGAGCGCUGCACAUUAUACAGGAGGCGGUGAUAGAAGUUGGGAUGCUCUCUGGCGACCGGUGCGGGCCCCAUCAUUUUGAAUGCCUGGGCCAUGUCUCAGAAGCUCCUUGGGUGUAGGAAGCCAGAGGCUUAGCCUAAUCCUUGCCCUGAAGUGCCAGGGGAGAGCUUUUGGCAUGGCUCUGUGUUCAGAAGUGUAAGGUGGUCCCCCUCCCGUGGGCUGAAGCAAGGGGGCCUGGGAUUCUCUCGCCUCUUCCAGCUCUUCAAAGCUGAGCUCUACAGCCUGGAAGAAGCGGUAGAAUUCUGGAGCAGUUGAAUGGACCCUCUUCGUUCAGGCACUGCUUAGUGAGGAACCACUUUCCAGGGCUUUCUGGGUUAAAUGCUUUCUGUCAGUAAAGCAAACAAUGCCCGUGCUGGGAAAGGUUCCUGCCUAACGCUUUGCCAGCUGGGACGUCUUCAACGUGUAGCAGAGCAUUUGACAAUGUGGUUCAUCCCACCCAUCUUCCCCCCCGGGCUACAGUCCAGAGUGGUCCUGUCCGUCCGGUCCCUGCCUGUCUGCUGCUCCCACAACAGGAGCUCCUGUGGGAAAUAAGUGCUUUGGACUGGCAAAGCUCUUCCUCCCAUAACUGCCCUCCCUGCUGCCCUGGCCUGUCCCUCAUCUUCCCCUGGCCUCCCAGGAACAAAGGAGUGGCCCAAGUGGAUAAAGGAGGGCACCCCGAUUUGGGGGUUCUUCCUUCUCUCACUGGUGGUUGGACACUUGCUUAAACCCGCACUGGCCAGUGCUUGUGGUGGGAGGAGCAGCUCACUCUUGAGUUUCCCCGUUGCAAGCGAGCAGCUGUUCUCCUCCCCUCCUUUGCACGCAAAGGGAGCACUGUCUCCUUACUGGGAGAGCAUGGAGAGGCCUCAUCCCAGUCCACUCCCUGUUGGCGAUAGUUACGUCUGGGAGGGCAGCCUCUGAGUGUCCCAACUGCACCGUUUCCCAUCUGAGCACGGGUAGUGCAUAGCCAGGCCUCGACCCCACGGGCAUCUACUGUGCAGCUUGGGCAGGUGUAGACGUGAAGCUUGGCUUGAACUGCAAUUCUUUCGCACUCCCCCCAAAUAAAACCCCCAAACCGAAGCAUCUGAUGGAGUCGGUGGUUUUUCUUUUGGAUUUCUGCUCCUCCUGCUUGCAAGCCUGUUUACUAGGCCAACAAGAUCAAUAUAUGAGCAGUCCGGUGAGCCAGCCAAAGGGGCUGUUUCAUAAGCAUUUAGGAAGAUGCCUUAUUUGGCCCCAAAGGGCAGAGCCAAGUUAUUUAUUAUUAUUAUUUUAUUAAAACUUUUAUACCGCCCUUCCAAAAGGCUCAGGGCGGUUUACAUUAAAGUUCAUGGAGAAUUCCUUGGUGUGGGUUGCUGGCCCUCUAGGAUCCCAAGUUGCGUAGUGCAACCACCAGCUGGUGUUGGGUUUUCCCCGAUCAAAGGCCAAAUAGGCAGGUGUGGAAGAGGCACGGGCCACAGGGGGGGGAACACACACCCAUCUCCCCCCUGCCCGCUAUUUCUUGCAGAGGGAAGGGGGCAGAAGGAUAACCAUCCAGGCUGUCCUGCCUCGGUUCAAGGCCAACACUGACAUUUAAGUGAGAGCCCGACUAAGCAGUGAUGCCGAUCCAUUUGGACUGCUCUGUUAGAGCACCCUGGGGAUUGAGCCCUUGUCCAACUUAAGGUCCUCGGUGAGCCUCUAGCAUGGACUUCAUCUGUGCAAACUCCUUUUGUGUUGGAAGCUUCUGGUGUCGGCUUCAGGGCUGGCUGGCCGGCUGCCUCACCACACCUGUGCAUCUAAUUUCUCAUUCCUCAGUUGCAGCUGUGGCAGGCCCUAGCCACUCCCAGCAAGGAGGAACAUUUCCUUGGCCUCUCUCAACAGCACCUGUGCUCUCUCUAGGUGGCAUGAGCUGCAUUAGGUUGUGGCUGCAGGAUUUCAGGCAGUGAGGUGCAAGAGGACCCUGCACAGCUCCUGAGAACGCACCGACUGCAUUGCUGUGAUCAUGCAUGACCUACAUUCUGGGGCUGGUGGCCCCUCUGCUCUCCCUGAUCUUACUAUCACUGGGAUGACCUACAAAGAACUCCAAAGCUGUCUACUGAGAACUAUUAAAUAAGGAAGCCACAGGUGGAUGGAAAAAGAAAUUGGUCCUUGCGGACGCUGUGAUUACAGGCAUUGCUUAGCAAGCGAGAUACACAGCUUGGAGCUGGGGUCUCCCAGGAGGCUGGAAAAGGAGUCUGCGAGAGACGGCUGGUCGCGAGACGAUGCUAUAGGCACCCUUUCGCCUCAUUCUGUACCUUUUUGCGUGACUUGCUUUCCAGAACUUUGUUUGAAUGUGAACCUAUCCUUUUGAGCUGUUGAUUGAUUUUUAUUUAUUGUUCCAUUUACAUUCCGCCGUUCAUUAAAAAUAAUCCCAAGGUGA
Molecule: messenger RNA, 5894 nt
Organism: Hemicordylus capensis (graceful crag lizard)
Lineage: Eukaryota; Metazoa; Chordata; Lepidosauria; Squamata; Cordylidae
Gene: LRRC28
Product: leucine rich repeat containing 28
Exons: 12
Coding region: 508-1635 (375 amino acids)
Molecular function (GO): protein binding
Source: RefSeq, a predicted model, not a curated record